CAUAUAACAGCGAUAUUUUGCUGAGGUAUUUGGUUGCUUUGUGGUGAAUUUGCUCGUUGCAGUGGCAUGUUAGCCCGUUUUUCUACAUUCUUGUCUUCGCUUAUCGCCUGCGGCGGUUUAAAAUGUAAUGGCGCCUGUACACAGUGGUUUACGGGCACGAGCUGAAGUUGUAUUUUUACAGUGAGAGGCUGAAAGGAAAAAGCUAAUGCUUCAAACAUCGCGGAGCAGAGUCUGAGCAUCUCUUCCAGACAAGUGGACCAGGCUGGAUAGCAAAGUGUAGUAAUACAUGAUAGUUUGUGUCUUUGCGGGGACUCGGAGCUGUCUGAAAGUCUAAGAUGCCCUAGGCGGGGAGAAGGGAAAUGUAAAUGGCUUCCAAAGUAAAAGAUGCCGUGGUGUGGUACCAGAAAAAGAUUGGCGCCUAUGACCAACAGAUAUGGGAGAAAUCAGUAGAGCAGCGAGAAAUAAAGUUUAUUUCUCUGGGCUUGAGGAACAAGCCAAAGAAGACAGGACAUGUCAAACCUGACCUUAUAGACGUGGACUUGGUUAGAGGUUCGGCCUUUGCAAAGGCCAAGCCAGAGAGUCCGUGGACGUCCCUGACUCGGAAGGGCCUGGUCCGAGUGGUCUGCUUCCCCUUCUUUUAUCGAUGGUGGAUCCAGGUCACCUCCAGAACCAUUUUCCUCUUACUGCUGGCUCUCUACCUGCUGCAAGCGGCAGCAGCAGUCCUGUAUGUGAUCAUCCCACAGCCUCAUGGGAUACCAACCACCGAAGUGUUUGGAGCCAUCUGGCUCAUGUUGCUGCUCGGCACCGUCCACUGUCAGAUCGUCUCCACCAGGACGCCCAAACCUGCCUCCAGCAGCGGGGGGAAGAGACGCAGGAAGUUGAGGAAGGCCUCUCAGAUGGAGGUGCAUAGGGAAGGCGACGGGUCUAGCACUACCGAUAACACACAGGAGGGGGCGCCACACUCCCACUCAGCCAGCAGCACAUACAGCCUGGGCACUCUCUUCCAAGAUUUCUGGCAUGAUAUCUGUAAAGCUGGAUCUAAAAAGUCCAAGCUGUCCAUCGACAAGUCCACAGAGACGGACAACGGCUACGUGUCGCUGGACGGCCGGGUGACCAAUCGCAGCAGCGAGGAGGGGCUUCAGCUCCAUGAGCAGCGAUGCGAUUCGCUGAACAGGACUGACGAGGCCUGCUGGACCUCUGUGGUCCCGCCCGUGCACACUCAGCCCCCCCUUAGCACGGGGCUGAUACUGGCCAGCAGCAACAAGGAGCCAGCUUCAGACGAGGCGUCCAGUGAGGAGGACCCUGAGGCGUCCUACAGAGCUCUCCGAAGGGGGGUGGAAAGAAUGAACAGCGACUGUACGCUCAGAAACCGCAAGAAUACACACCACUACAAAAAACACUACGCUGUGGAGGACGUCCCCAAGUCUGGCACCAGCUGCAGUUCCAGAUGUUCCAGUCUGAGGACUCAGGACUCGGAGAGCACUCGACACGAGUCAGAGACAGAGGACCUGAUGUGGGAGGACUUCCUGCACUGUGCCGAGUGCAGGUCCUCCUGCACCUCAGAGACAGAGGGAGAAGGGGGAGGGACGCCCGUCUGCCCCCCGGCUAAAAAGGAAUACAGAGACGACCCUUUCCAUCAGGGUCACUCCCCCUGGCUGCACAGCUCUCACCCCGGGCUGGAGAGAGUGAGCGCCAUAGUGUGGGAGGGGAACGACUGUAAGAAGGCUGACAUGUCUGUCCUGGAGAUCAGCGGCAUGAUCAUGAACAAAGUGAAUCUCUUCACUCCUGGUAUUGGUUACCAGGUCUUUGGGAACCUGGUGUCAGUGACGCUUGGCCUCACACCUUUUGCAUACAGGCUGGCUCAGUACCGGGACCUGGAUCAGCUGACGUCUCUCUCAGCCAAUGAGCUGCUGUCUGUGGCUCUGGGGGGCGGAACUGGAUCAGAUGCCUUAGUGAUCACCAUGGUAACACUCAGCUUCCUUGUGCGCGUCUGCCUUAUAUGGCUCUUCUUCUUCCUGCUCAGCGUGGCAGAGAGGACUUACAAACAGAGGCUACUGUUUGCCAAGCUGUUUGGUCACCUGACUUCAGCCCGCAGAGCCAGGAAGUCUGAAGUCCCUCACUUUAGGCUGAAGAAAGUCCAGAACAUCAAGAUGUGGCUGUCGCUACGCUCCUACCUCAAGAGGCGGGGUCCUCAGCGCUCGGUGGAUGUGAUCGUGUCGUCGGCCUUCCUGCUCACUCUGUCUGUCGUCUUCAUCUGCUGCGCACAGCUGCUGCACGUCCACGAGACCUUCCUGGAGUGUCACUAUAACUGGGAGCUGGUGAUCUGGUGCUCCAGUCUGUCUCUGUUCCUGCUCAGGUUCGUCACGCUGGGCUCUGAGACCAGCAAGAAGUACAGCAACACCUCCAUCCUGCUCACUGAACAGAUCAACCUGUAUCUGAAAAUGGAGAAGAAGCCAAACAAGAAGGAGGAGCUGACCCUGGUGAACAACGUGUUGAAACUGGCCACCAAACUGCUCAAG
Molecule: messenger RNA, 2519 nt
Organism: Gymnodraco acuticeps
Lineage: Eukaryota; Metazoa; Chordata; Actinopteri; Perciformes; Bathydraconidae
Product: putative homeodomain transcription factor 2
Cellular component (GO): endoplasmic reticulum
Source: RefSeq, a predicted model, not a curated record